GAAACCUUCUGUGUGAAGUGGUCUGGUAAUUGGUAACAGUCACAUAUAGAGGAAGUCACCAUUGCCAACUAGGAUAUGACACUGAAUUGUACAUCGGGGAAAUUAAUCUGUUCUUAAGGGUUGAAUUACCCUGCUACAUCACAGUGGGUUUUUAGCCCGCUACUUGAUGAAGAUGGCAGCUAACAAUGCAGUGCUGAACCGACUGGAGCAGAAGGGUGCAGAGGCUGAUCAAGUUAUUGAGUACCUCAAACAGCAAAUUGCUCUGCUCAAAGAGAAAGCUAUCUUGCAGGCAUCCCUCCGAGAAGAGAAGAAGCUCCGUGUAGAAAAUGCAAAACUGAAGAAAGAAAUUGAAGGGCUGAAACAAGAGCUGAUUCAGGCUGAAAUUCGAAAUGGAGUAAAACAGGUUGCAGUUCCUUCUGGUACCACCGUUUCUACAGCUUCGUUUUCAGAAGAUGUUCCACAGCCCACAGCAGUUGCAUCAUCUGGUUCCAAAGAUCAUGUUAAAGGUGAAGAUGAAGAAAAGAAAAAGAAGGAAAAAGUAGAAAAAAAAGUAGGUGAUAAGAAAGAGAAGAAACAGCAGCAAGCUGCUGGAAGUAGUGAUUCAAAACCUGUAGAUGUAUCUCGUCUGGAUCUUCGUGUUGGCUGCAUUAUUACUGCUGAAAAGCACCCAGAUGCAGACUCAUUGUAUGUUGAAAAGGUGGAUGUUGGAGAAGCGAGCCCAAGGACUGUUGUCAGUGGUUUAGUGAAAUAUGUUCCCCUGGAUCAGAUGCAGAAUCGGAUGGCAAUACUGCUCUGUAACUUGAAGCCUGCGAAGAUGAGAGGAGUAGUAUCUCAAGCAAUGGUGAUGUGUGCCAGCUCCCCGGAAAAAGUAGAAAUUCUGGCUCCCCCACCUGGGGCAGUGCCUGGGGACAGAAUCACUUUUGAAGGUUUUCCAGGGGAUCCUGAGAAGGAACUUAAUCCCAAGAAGAAGAUUUGGGAGCAAAUCCAACCUGAUCUUCAUACCAAUGACCAGUGUGUUGCUACAUACAAAGGAGUUCCAUUUGAAGUGAAAGGGAAAGGAGUCUGCAGGGCAGAGACCAUGGCAAACAGUGGAAUUAAAUAAAUGAUUAUUAGCUGCUUGUUCGGGUGUUGAAAUGGAAAGUAAUGCGAGCACAAUAAAAAACACGAGUGUAUAACCUUCUGAAAUGCAUGUCUAAUACCUUUUUUUGUUUGAUUCUUUUCCUGGAGAUACGUAAUGCUAUACCUGCAACACUAACAAUUCACUCAUCUCCUUAUUAUCCUCUUUGAGGUUGUGUUCUAUGCAAUUAUUAACCACUCAGUGUUCAAGACAAUUACCAGGGUUCAUUCAUGGAGGAACUGAAGUCUGAUGAGUGUAUUUUCUAGGUAACUGAGAAGUUAAGAGAGUCCAUGAAUCAAGAGCAUCUCAAUAAGGAAAACUUUCUGCCCUAUUCCUUGUGCGCUAACCUCAGUUCAAGAGGUACAGUGCUAACAGCUGGUCAGAAGACUGCAAGUGUCGUCGUUCUUGUCAUCUUUCAGCGGUAUCAGACCUUUUAAGCAUUUUUCAGAUUUAUUAUAAACUUCUGCAACUUCUUUUUUGGCUGUGUUUUCUGAGUAGUCUGCAGACAGUUGUGAUGGGAGCAUUAAACUAUGGCCCCUUAUGCCCCAGAAUAUGCAAAAUGACAUAUAUCAAAUAUGUUGCUUUGCUAAAAUAGUUCUGGAGUUUCAUCUUUUUCAUCUCAGUUGUUCCUUCCUAGAGAGGGACGUUACUAAUGAAGGACAGUUAGAUAAUAGAUUGCCAAAAAAAUGUAGUCCAAUAUGAAGAAGUUGGAAGAAGUUGGUUUUUCAAUGCUUAAAACACACAAAUGUUUUCCCAUUUUAAUGUAUAUUUUGAAUAAUAUUUUGUCCAAAAUAUGCUUUGAUUUUUUUUUUUCGGUUUUAUUUCAAUUAUUUCCUAAUAAUGUAUUUUAAGUAGGCACAACUACUAUGGUGAUAUUCUUAAAUUACUCCUUUUAACUCUUGCCUUUCAGUAAUCAGAAAGUAAACGUUACUGAUCAAUUCACAAUAAAACUUGAGAAAUAACUAUUCAGAAACA
This is a messenger RNA of Coturnix japonica (Japanese quail), 2092 nucleotides long. It is a transcript of the gene AIMP1, whose product is annotated as aminoacyl tRNA synthetase complex interacting multifunctional protein 1. Gene Ontology annotation, molecular function: tRNA binding. The record is from RefSeq and is a predicted model, not a curated record. NCBI's taxonomy places the organism in Eukaryota, Metazoa, Chordata, Aves, Galliformes, Phasianidae.